Messenger RNA from Pipistrellus nathusii (Nathusius's pipistrelle), 390 nucleotides. The record is from the annotation of a GenBank genome assembly. Lineage: Eukaryota; Metazoa; Chordata; Mammalia; Chiroptera; Vespertilionidae.
AUGAAGGUCUUCCUGCCCCUGCUGCUGGCCGCCCUCCUGGGCGCGGAGCAAGCCCACUCGCUGGUGUGCUUCUCCUGCACCAACCAGCAGAGCAACUUCUACUGCCUGCGGCCCACCGUGUGCGAGGCCGCGGACAACUACUGCGUGACCGUGUCCGCGGCGGCCGGCAUCGGGAACGUGGUGGACCUCGGCUACAGCCUGAACAAGGGCUGCUCCCCCAUCUGCCCCGCGCCGCCCGGCAUCAACAUCGGCGUGGCCUCCGUGGGCACCCACUGCUGCCAGAGCUUCCUGUGCAACUUCAGCGCCGCCCGCGGGCUGCGGGCCAGCUCCGCCCUGCUGGGCCUCGGGCUGCUGCUCAGCCUGCUGGCCCUGCUGUGGCCCGGCCCCUGA